CCAUGAAAUACAAAUGUUACAUCGCAGGUACCAUAUUUUAAUUUCAACUGAGAGGCAACACAUGAAAAGAAAAUUAGAUGGACAUGCGCAAUAGAGUUACUAUGUUUUCGGUCGUGAUUUGCGGUGUGAUCAAGGAGGUUGUCCGAAAGGAGGUUUUUACUGCUCUGGUUGAUUGAGGAAUUCAUUGAGAGCAAAAGAAAUAUUUAAGGUCAACAUGUGUGACGAAGAUGAAAAUGAAUCAAGAAAAAUUUCAACUGAAAGUGUAAGCAGUCAUCAAGCUGUUCCAGAUGCAGACAAAGAGUUGGCCACUAUUGCAUUUCAAGAAUUUGAAAUGGGAAAUUAUGAACAGUGUUUAAAUUCUCUUAAUAAAUUGCUAUCCAAGCGACAGCAGGACACAAAGGUAUUUCAUAAUAUAUGUGUGACUGAAUAUUAUAUUUCUGGUUGCAAGAAAACAGAAAUAUUCAAUAAAAAUCUAAUCGAAAUUUGUAAACAAGCUCACAUAGACAUCCAAGAUAUUGAGGUUCUUGAGGAUGUUGACAAUUGUGUUAUUCUAUAUAAUCAAGCUGUUGUGUUGUAUCACCUUCACCAAUAUAAUUCAGCUAUAAAUAUUUUAGAUAAAAUCUUCCAAUAUAUAGAACCUUUGGAUGAAGUAUUAGCAAAAAAUAUAGGUUUUUUAUUUUUAGAAUUAUGCCUCUGUGUUUAUCAGCCUAAGAAAACACUAUGUCUCAUUGCAUAUAUGGAAUCAGGACUAUCUGCUGGAAGCAAAAAUUCUGGGAGACAAAAUCAGAAAGAAAGAGAUAAUCAGAAAGAGGAUAAUAGUGAUAAUUGUAUAUCAGAAACAUUAAAACGUAGAUUACAACUAUGUAAAGCUAGGUGUUAUGCCAUGAUCAAAACUUCGAAAGCAUGCAAAAGAGAAAUUAAAAACUUAAUGUCUUCAGGUUCUGUGGUGCAGAAUAUUCCUGCAUUUUAUUUGAAAAGUCAGUUGGAAUAUCAGCGUGGAAAUUAUCGUAAAGCAUUGAAGUUACUCAAUUCUGUUACUUUACCAGAAGAUAUUUCAAAAUACUUUAGAGAAACUGGAGAUUGUCUCCGAGCUAUAUUUUUUAAUAAUGUAGGUUGCAUUCAUUUUUAUAUGGGAAAACCUCAUUUAGGACAAUUUUAUAUGGACAAAGCUAUACAAGCAUUUGAUUCUGAAAUAAAACUUGUAACAGAUAACACAGAAUCCAAACUGAAUUCUCGUCCACUCCAUCUUAUGAGUAUAUCUACUCGUUACCAAUUGGUGUAUAAUUUAGGCAUGAUGUACUUGCAGGCACAAAAAUUCAAGGAAGCCUUUUCGUGUUUUAUUGAAGUUGUGCAGGCAUAUAGUUCAAAUCCACGUUUAUGGCUGCGUAUUGCAGAAUGUUGCAUUCAUAAUCAUAAACCUGAUAAUACUGAUCAGUUUAUUGAAUGUAAACAUAAAUCAUUUGUUAAAGCUCUGGUAGGUGCUGGACCACAUAGAAAAUUAAUUAUGAAUUCAGCAUCUGAUAAACUAGUGUUUGAAGAUUCAAAAUUAAAUGAUGCUUCAAAUAUAGAAACACCUUCAUUGCAUUUUGCAAUGAUCUGUUUAAAAAAUGCUUUAUUUCUUCUUCCUGAAAACCAUUCCUUAAACAAUACAGGUGAAACUUUAUCUGAUAUGCAGAAUCCUUCAGAAGAAACUGAGGCAAAUGGUUCUGAAGAAAACAAUACUUUACCUACUUUGCCCUCUAAUUUUAUUCAAGGUGCUGAGAUUUUAAGUCUUAGGAAUUCAAUUCUUAUUGCCAGUUCAUAUGUGGCCUUAUGUUUAGGAGAUGUACUUUUGGCUCAUGAAUAUGCUAAAACAUUGCUAUCUCAACCCCGAAUUUCUGGAGCUCAUAAAUUUCUUGCUCAUUUAUACGCUGGAGAGUCUCUUUUACUUAUGGAUAGAAUAACAGAAGCAGUAGAACAUCUUAAUUUUCAGUAUACUAGUGAUAUAGAGUUAGCGUUUCCUGCCAGUUCUUCUGAAAAUUCUUUAAAACAUCAAAUGAGGUUUGAUUCUAAAUUGACUGAAAAAAAUGAUGAUGGUAGCAGACCUGUUGGGAAUAUACCUAAUUGGUUUCCAAAUACUAUAUCAUCAGCAAAAUUUAUAUCACAGUAUAAUUUAGCUGUAGCUUAUGCAUUAAGGGAAGAAUGGUCAAAAGCUCUAGAAUGUCUUGUACAGAUGAAUCCUAAUGGCAGUGUACCUUCUCAAGCUCUUUCUUUGUUAAUAUAUGUUCAGUGUCAUCAAGGAAUUAUUGAUGAUACUAAAACGCAUUUAAAACGGUGCAUUUCAUCAGGAAAUGUGUAAUUUUCAUGUAGCCUUUGCAUAGGGAAAGGGCUUAUAAAAUAAAUUAUAUAAACUAA
This is a messenger RNA of Stegodyphus dumicola, 2394 nucleotides long. It is a transcript of the gene Not10, whose product is annotated as CCR4-NOT transcription complex subunit 10. The record is from RefSeq and is a predicted model, not a curated record. Gene Ontology annotation, molecular function: protein binding. Gene Ontology annotation, biological process: negative regulation of translation; mRNA catabolic process. NCBI's taxonomy places the organism in Eukaryota, Metazoa, Arthropoda, Arachnida, Araneae, Eresidae. Gene Ontology annotation, cellular component: CCR4-NOT complex.